ACGUUGGAUGUUUUCGGGUAAAGAGCUGAGGAUGCUUUAACCCAGCGCCUCACCCCCUCCUCCAGCCCGCACACAUCACGUAGUCUGGAUUUCACUUUCCAUUUCAUACCCCUCCUCCCUCGUGCGCCCUCCCAUCCUGGAGUCUCCCCAUCGGUCCCAGCCCGCUGCGCUGGCACAUCCCUGCUGCACCCAGGUCCAGCUCCAGCCUCCCUCCACAACAACAGCGGAUGGUCGGAUUUCAGACACGUCUCGUGUCGAGGACGUUUAGUGGAGCCUGGCGGUAAUUUGUUUUUCUACUGACGGACGUUACUAUGAGGACAAAGCCUCCGGGUGAAGUGAGACAGACGCUGGAUUAAAGAAGGUGUAACACACAGGACUAGUCCACAAACAGUCUUCUAGCUGUCAGCAUGGCUGUGAACAUGAUGCCAGCUCCCACAAUUUGGCCAGGAGAGGAGCAACCGUCGCUGCUGGACCAGGAGGACUCUCUGUCUUGCCAAGCCCCUGUCUCCAUCCCAUGCCCACCCAUCAGAGGGGAGCAACUCAUCCACAGCAGCAGCCCGGCCAGCACACAACCCCCCCGCAGCAAAUCCAAAGGGGAGCUAGUCAUAGUCAUCAACGAGAAGCUGAAAAACAGUAACGGGAUCCACUCGGCGCCUGCAGAGAGCGCCUCCCCGGUCAUCGCCUCGCCGCCAAGAAGACAGCACUCCAUCUCGUACCCCCACCCUGGCAAGACCAGGAAGGGGAGCAGGGCGGGCUCCAUCAGCUACACCGCCUUCUCCCCCCGGCCUUCGCUGUCUCGCCACUCCAGCAUCGCCACCAACCCACCCCUGGACAGGACCAAGGUGAAAGACUACCUCCUGCUGUCGGUGCUGGCCUGCUUCUGCCCCGUGUGGCCCAUCAACAUCGUGGGCUUCGUCUACUCGAUCAUGUCCAAGAACAGUCUUGAGCAGGGAAACCUGGACGGCGCCGUGCGCCUGGGCCGCGUGGCCAAGAUGCUCUCCAUGGUGUCGCUAGUAGGAGGCACCGUCAUUAUCAUCGCGUGCAUUGUCAACCUCGCCAUAAAUGUGAAAACCUGAGUUUCAUCCCAGGAUGAAACUGGAUAAAGGCAACUGAUCGUCUGGCCCGCACCUGCACCACCAUCUUUACCGCCUUGUCUUUACCUGGAUGUGUGACAAAUAUGCACCCGAUAUUCAGUGCUUACUUACAUUUCUGUAAUCUAUAUAAAUCCCUUUUUGCUAAUCGAACAAAACAAAAUAUGCAAAGGCUGCUGCUUUGAGUCACUUAGAGGGGUUCUGUCCGUCGGAUGUAGGACGAAGAGGAGGAGCAGACAAACUAAUUAGCCCUUUUGAAUUCUGGUCAACACAUUCUUGAGAAAGACACACAAACCCUUCAAGAAUCCUAUUAUCACAAGCGAAACCGACUCGGACAUGGUGGACUAGAACAUAACACAGGACUGAUUUCCACCCAGCUUCAUGCAAGCAGCAAAAUGUCCUCCACUGGCAGGAUGCAUCAGAGUUUCAGCUUGCUGUUAAAUCCCCUCGGCUACAGGGAGAGGCUCUGGGAUUUAUGUAGCGGUGGAAUCACAGCAGAAAUUCAUCCAUUUCCCUCACAGAGAAGAAACAGUUUGUCCUCUUGUUCUGAUACUGUGCUCUUUGGCCGUCGAGGCCAUCCGGCUGUACAUCUCAUGAAUAUAAGAAGGGACUGUAUAGGUGGAGGAAGAGGCUUACCACGGAGUAGCUACGGGUGCUCCGCUGGAAGGGAUUAUGAAACGUCUCACCAGGCACAUUCAUUACUGCAAGGAAAAUAAUGUGCCAAAAGAAAAGACCCAACAGUCGAUGUGGAGAGGAACACGAGCAUACAGCACCAUUAAGCACUGUGAGCCAGAGGAAGGGUUAAAAAAAGACAAUGUAGCAGGAAAAAUUGUUCAUUUUACACUCAAACCUAUUAUAUGCCCUUUUUUAAUAUUUGUAAAAUGUGAUUUUGAAAGAGAAAAAGGUUUUUGGUGAGGUGAUGCUCUUAAAGUGCUGUGUCACAGUUGUCAGAUUGGUAGGAAGUUAUGCAUAAAGAGCCUCGUGAUUUGGUUAAACAACAGCUUCAGUCUGGAUCCACACGCUGGCUGUACUGAACCAAACAGACUGUGACAUUUUUGUCCCUAAGAUUCAAACACUUAAUUUUUACUCAUUUGUCAGAAAUGAACCAACUUGGAGUCAAAGUGCAGGAGAAGCUUUUGAUGGAGUAUAUGUAAAACACUGAAGCAGUUUAACCUUAAUUAACCUUUAUCUACCUGUGAUUCUCACUGUGAUCUGAUACCGGGUUCUCCUCUUCUUUCUGAAUCAUGUACAGAAACACCACAACUUUAUAAAUUAACAUUUGCAGACACAUUUCUGUAACGACUAAUGCUGGCAGAUUUUUUGUUGUUAAUAUGUAAGUUUUAAUUGUGAGAAACAAUUCAUGUAUUCUGCCGAUAUAAAUCUCAAUAUUGUGAUAUUCUCUAGUUGAGUUAGAAUUAGGUAGUUAUGAUCUGACAUAGACACAGAAACUGCUAGCUAGGCUCCUGGCAGUCGUAUCACCACCAGGCUUCUAUAAUCUUUGUGGUUAUUGGCAUGUUGUGGAUUUUUAUGGAUUUCAUGUAUAUUGAUAACAAUUGAAAACUAGAAAGAUCAGCUGGCACUUGGAAUAUUAAACGUCUGCAGCACAUUCAUAAUAAAGACAAUGCAUGUGA
This is a messenger RNA of Betta splendens (Siamese fighting fish), 2722 nucleotides long. RefSeq names its product proline-rich transmembrane protein 2 (gene prrt2). The record is from RefSeq and is a predicted model, not a curated record. The transcript has 5 exons. Gene Ontology annotation, cellular component: membrane. Bases 408 to 1076 code for a protein of 222 amino acids. Lineage: Eukaryota; Metazoa; Chordata; Actinopteri; Anabantiformes; Osphronemidae.